This is a messenger RNA of Acanthaster planci (crown-of-thorns starfish), 2665 nucleotides long. Its product is annotated as dynamin-1-like protein. NCBI's taxonomy places the organism in Eukaryota, Metazoa, Echinodermata, Asteroidea, Valvatida, Acanthasteridae. Gene Ontology annotation, molecular function: microtubule binding; GTP binding; GTPase activity. The record is from RefSeq and is a predicted model, not a curated record. Gene Ontology annotation, biological process: endocytosis; peroxisome fission; intracellular distribution of mitochondria. Gene Ontology annotation, cellular component: mitochondrion; membrane; microtubule.
UCAACUGAAGAACUGAAACUGAAGAAGCUUGUCAUUUCGCAAAGGGUGUGAAAAGUGGGAACUUCCCGCUGCGAUUUUGCUCUGAUUUUCCAGCCCAAUAUAUCAAGAUGGAGGCCCUUAUACCAGUGAUAAAUAAACUUCAAGAUGUCUUCAAUACUGUUGGUUCCGAUGUUAUACAAUUGCCGCAGAUCGUCGUGGUUGGAACACAGAGUAGUGGAAAAAGUUCUGUUUUAGAGAACCUGGUUGGGAGAGACUUCUUACCAAGAGGGAGUGGGAUAGUAACCAGAAGACCAUUGGUAUUACAGAUGAUUCACAUUGAUGCUAAUGACACCAAGACUGUCGGAGCCGACGGAGAAGGUAACCAAUAUGGAAUUGGUCCUGGUGAUGAAAUUCAGGCAGAGGAAUGGGGUAAGUUUCUUCACACCAAGAACAAGAUCUACACUGACUUUGAUGAGAUUCGACAGGAGAUUCAAAAUGAAACUGAUCGCAUGGCUGGUGCUAAUAAGGGUAUCUGUCCCGAUCCUAUCAAUCUCAAAAUCUUCUCACCCAAAGUAUUGAACUUGACCCUGGUUGAUCUGCCUGGUCUUACAAAGGUUGCUGUUGGGGACCAGCCAGAAGACAUAGAAGUUCAAAUCCGUGACAUCAUCCUUCAAUACAUCAGCAACCCUAAUUCUAUCAUUCUUGCCGUCACUGCUGCCAACACGGACAUGGCCACAUCUGAGGCACUCAAGCUUGCUAAGGAGGUAGAUCCAGAUGGGAGGAGAACUCUUGCUGUAAUCACUAAACUGGAUCUCAUGGAUGCUGGCACUGAUGCAGUGGAUAUACUUUGUGGAAGAGUGAUACCUGUCAAGCUUGGCAUCAUUGGAGUUGUUAAUAGAAGCCAGAUGGACAUCAACCAGAAAAAGGAAAUCUCAGAUGCGAUAAGGGAUGAAGCAGCAUUUCUUCAACGGAAAUAUCCAGCUUUAGCUAAUCGUAAUGGAACACAGUACCUCGCUAAAACACUCAAUAGGUUAUUGAUGCACCAUAUCCGUGACUGUUUACCUGAGUUGAAGACCCGCGUCAACGUCAUGAGUUCACAGUUUCAGCAACUCUUGGCUUCGUUUGGUGAACCAGUGGAUGAUAAGAGUCAAACCCUUCUGCAGAUUAUUACUAAGUUUGCUGCCAGUUACUGUGCAACUAUAGAAGGCACAGCUAGGAAUAUUGAAACAUCAGAAUUAUGUGGAGGUGCUCGUAUUUGCUACAUUUUCCACGAGACUUUUGGUCGGACGUUAGAUGGCAUCGAUCCCCUGGGUGGGCUGAGGACUAUUGACAUUUUGACGGCUAUCAGAAAUGCCACAGGCCCCCGUCCAGCUCUCUUUGUUCCUGAAGUUUCCUUUGAGCUUCUUGUCAAACGUCAGAUUCGUCGUUUGGAGGAACCUAGUUUACGUUGUGUAGAGCUUGUUCAUGAGGAGAUGCAACGUAUCAUUCAGCACUGUGGUACUCAGGAAAUGCUUCGAUUCCCGAAGCUUCAUGAUCAUGUAGUAGAUGUAGUGACAGCUCUGCUAAGGAGACGACUACCAACAACCAAUGCCAUGGUUGAAAACUUGGUGGGUAUUGAGCUGGCGUAUAUCAACACCAAACACCCAGAUUUUGCUGAUGCAAGUCUGGUCAACGCAUUAGUGGAUUAUCAAGAAAGGGAACUAAGGAAGAAAAAGAAUGAACUAGUUCCGGCCUCUGCAUCUGCUAUUGAUCAGCACACAGGCAAAGUAGAUAAAGUAACCAAGGCUGUCUCUCAGUUGGCUACAGCAGAUGGGGUGACAGCACCCAAAGACCUACGGGAAACUUCUGGUAGUGCAAGCACCGUAGGUUCCUGGGUACCUAGCUGGGUAAGGGGGUCCAGUGGUGCCCCUAAGGGUGUGACCGCGGAGGGAGCAGGAGAAGCACCAGCCACACCCCCACAGAUGCAGAGUCCCAAAGUGGACAAGAAGACACAUGGUUUGAACCUUCUUCCUGAUGUUCCGGAUGUUCCAUUGAAUAGAAAAUUAUCAUCAAGGGAACAGAGAGAUGUUGACGUCAUCAAGAGACUCAUCCAGAACUAUUUCUUAAUUGUACGCAAGAACAUUCAGGACAGUGUGCCUAAGGCAAUCAUGCAUUUCUUGGUUAACCAUGUGCAAGACAAUCUGCAGAGUGAACUGGUGGGAAAACUGUACAAACAAGAAGCCAUUGAGACAUUGCUGAAGGAGUCCGAGCACAUGUCACAGAGGAGAAAAGACGCCCAGGAGAUGUUACAGGCACUUCAAAAAGCUAGUCAUAUAAUCAGUGAAAUCCGAGAGACGCAUGUCUGGUGAGUUUUCCUUCAUCUCGGUGGUAAGUUUAGAGAAGUAGAAUAGAAUGGCAGAUACACUCGGGGAGGGAGGGCUGGGGAUAAGACUGUGGAGGGACUACUGACGGGAGGGCAUCACCUGGUAGUUAGCCUCUAAAUAAGACUUUUGAAAAUGCAUACAUAAUAAGUAAAAUAUUAUUUUGAUUUGUAAACAUGUAAAUAACAUCUUUUGCAAUUUGUUUCAAUUAAAUUUUGUUUCAGAUAUGUAGCAUUUUAUUUUGAGUGUAUCCUACCGAUUCUUGAUGUUUAAGUUUUUCAAUGUCUACAGAAUUCAAUAAACCUCUUGAACUAGUUUUCCAGAAA